AUGUCACAAUUCCCGGCAAAUUUGAUGCCCGAUGAGGCCAGCCCGGAAUGGAUGAACAAAGGCGACAACGCUUGGCAGAUUACAGCAGCAACUCUAGUCGGACUCCAAAGCGUUCCAGGCCUCGUUAUUCUUUAUGGCAGCAUCGUCAAGAAGAAAUGGGCUGUGAACUCAGCCUUCAUGGCGUUAUAUGCCUUUGCCUCGGUCCUGGUUUGUUGGGUGACAUGGGGCUACAGAAUGUCAUUUGGAGAUAAAUUUUUACCCUUUGUUGGUUUUCCUAACAUCUCCUUGGACGAGAAAUUUCUUCUACGAAAGGCAUUUCUAGGGUCGUUCCCUAACGCGACUAUGGUGUAUUUUCAGUUCGUGUUUGCUGCGAUUACAUUGGUUUUGAUUGCUGGUGCAUUGCUUGGGAGAAUGAAUUUUCAUGCCUGGAUGAUUUUUGUGCCACUUUGGUUAACAUUUUCCUACACCAUUAGUGCUUAUAGCAUAUGGUACCCUGAUGGCUGGUUGUCAAAGAUGGGAAUUAUUGAUUUUGCAGGGGGAUAUGUGAUUCAUGUCGCCUCAGGUGUCUCUGGUUUCACCGCUGCCUAUUGGGUCGGGCCGAGGUCAAUUAAGGAUCGAGAGACAUUCAUCCCGAACAACAUUUUGUCAAUGCUAACCGGAGUUGGGUUCGUCUGGAUUGGUUGGACGGGAUUCAAUGGUGGAGCUCCGUUUGUGGCCAGCACCGAUGCAUCCUUGGCCAUCCUUAACACGCACAUCUGCACCGCCACAAGCUUGCUCACAUGGCUCAUUCUUGACAUCAUAUUCUUUAAGAAACCUUCUGUGCUUGGCGCCACCCAAGGCAUUAUCACCGGCUUGGUCUGUAUCACCCCUGGUGCAGGAGUGGUUCAAGGUUGGGCAGCAAUCAUAAUGGGGUUGCUCUCAGGCAGCAUUCCAUGGUACACAAUGAUGAUCCUUCAAAAGAAAAGUCCCUUACUCAUGAAAGUCGACGACACAUUGGGAGUGCUCCACACCCACGCCAUCGCAGGAAUGUUAGGCGGGAUACUCACCGGAAUCUUCGCGGAGCCAAAACUCAGUCGCAUAUUUUACCUAGUGGAGAACUGGCAGCACUACAUAGGAUUUGCAUAUGGAAUUCAGAGUGGCAGAUUUGGUGCAGGGCUAAAGCAACUGGGGAUUCAAAUUCUAGGACUUGUGUUUGUCAUAUGCUUGAAUGUUGUAAUGACAACCUUAAUUUGCUUAUUGAUUAAGGUUGUGGUUCCACUUAGGUUGGAUGAAGAGGCUCUGCAUAUGGGAGAUGAUUCAGUGCAUGGAGAGGAAGCCUAUGCACUGUAUGGAGAUGGGGAAAAGAGGGAGAAUUUCAAGGAAAAUACAGUCUAUGGAUUUGCAUGA
Messenger RNA from Fraxinus pennsylvanica, 1386 nucleotides. The record is from the annotation of a GenBank genome assembly. NCBI's taxonomy places the organism in Eukaryota, Viridiplantae, Streptophyta, Magnoliopsida, Lamiales, Oleaceae.